ACGAUGCAUGUUUUCUCUGAGUUGACGGGGGAAAUUCGACACAUAAACUAUUGGCAUGCAAAUGUUGGAGCAGGAAUCAAAAAUGCAAAUAUAUCAAUUCCUAACGUAGCUUCCUUCCUGAACAAUCAGCUUACAACGGAUUUGAUGAUGGCGUUGAUUUAUAUCAGGAGUGCUGAAAUAUUUUUUGGAUUUCACACUAUUUAUGAGGAUAAGAAUUGUGAUUUAUAUUACUCCAAACGUUCCAGUGAACAGGCCAGAUAUUCCCUGGUCCAGUACCGCACAUCCAAGUUUUCAAUUUACAUACGGGAUUCGGGAGCGAUCAGUAGAAAGCUGUACAUAUUGGGCACUUUUUCUCUUUAUUAUUGGAUCGCAACAAUAUGCCUAUUCCUUCUUGUGAUGAAAUUGGUAAUCAUAAUCAAAUAUGCUAGUCCCAAACGAUCAAAUCUGACCGCCAUGAUUCAGUCAAAUUUAAACGUUUUCGUUUCUAACGGAACUGCUUCUGGAUCAUAUUUUGAAUCAUUUAAACUGAUACUUCUCAUAUAUUCUAUGUUUAGCCUGAUCAGUACUAUCGCCUUGGUUGCAUUUUUAUCUACCGAGCAAGUAAUGCGACCUGUGCGAAAGCCUUUCAAAUCCCUCAGUGAGUUGAUUGAUCUUGGAUCCAUUCCACUAUGCGUCAACCCAAAGUCCCCAACGUACGACUACAUCCGGCAAACGGAACAUCAUCCCAACCUGAAAAUUAUCCUGAACUCCGCGAAAUGUCCAAAAGAGUUCCUCUCUAGAAACCAAUUCGCAGCUGAAAUCUGUCAAACUCGAGAUCGGAUCGCCUUCGUCGACAAGUACAACUUUGCUUCCGAGUACAACCUCAAAGAGCUGAGCCAGUUUCCGUGUACAAUUGUGCAAAUUGUAGAAAACAUCUACUCGUUUCCACUCGCCAUCACUUAUCGGCCAGGAUUCCCCUUCAAAGAAGAUUUGAAUCGACUAUUUCUCAGAAUGCUUGAGAUGGGAUUUCAGCAUCUAUUUGAACAGAGAAACAUCAAUAGGUACAAACACCUUCAACAACAGAAUCUCGACAAUUGGAGCGAUGCACGUUAUCCGGAGGUUACGAUGAAGAUGAUCCAGAAUACAAUGGUUACGAGCGUUGCACUGCUUGGAUUAUCUGUUCUGUUUUUGCUUUGCGAAAAAAUGUGUAAAAUGUCAUGGGUUUCAAUUCUAAGACGCAUGAAGAGUCAAUUGAGAAUGGUUAGAUUAACAGUUUGGAAACAAAUGAUGAACUUUAAAGAAAACGUUAUCAACAGAAAUCUAAGUCACUUGGCAUCAACUUACGAACACGUUAAAAACAAAGUAGAUCAACUACUGAGAAAAAUCACUGAACUAUAAAAAGAAACAAAAUAAAACCAUGGCAACCUUAUCCAAACAUUGUUCCAGCAUUCUCAGCACCCUCUGCUCCUAAUGUAAUCAAAGUCAAUGAAAGUAAACAGUGCAGCGAACCGUGUCGGACCACC
Molecule: messenger RNA, 1502 nt
Organism: Culex quinquefasciatus (southern house mosquito)
Lineage: Eukaryota; Metazoa; Arthropoda; Insecta; Diptera; Culicidae
Exons: 3
Coding region: 4-1377 (457 amino acids)
Source: RefSeq, a predicted model, not a curated record